This is a messenger RNA of Sphenostylis stenocarpa, 420 nucleotides long. Lineage: Eukaryota; Viridiplantae; Streptophyta; Magnoliopsida; Fabales; Fabaceae. The record is from the annotation of a GenBank genome assembly.
AUGGCUUCCAAAGCUUCCUUAUUCCUUGCACUUGUGGUCAUUUCCAAUAUCCUCAUUGCCACAGCAGUUGCUGGAAGCAGCAUUGCCAAGAAAACCAACGCACAAGACAAGAAAGAGCCUCAGUUCUUGUUCAAGUCUCAUGAUAGGGUGUAUAUUCCAGGCAUUGGACCUGUAGCAUUUCCUCCUAAAUUUCACCUUACACCUCACAAUCCAUUUACUGGUGGCAAUGGAGGAGCUGGAACAGGAGCAGGAGCUGGAACAGGAGCAGGAGCUGGAACAGGAUCAGGAACUGGGUCAGGAUCAGGAUCAACUGGUCGCAGUUAUGUUCCAGGCGGUGAUGACACUUUUGUCCCAAACCCUGGUUAUGAGGUUCCCAUUCCUGGCAGUGGUGGCAGUGUUCCAGCACCAGUUCAUCCAUGA